CCUUGUUAAUGGAUAAUGAUUUACAAUAUUUAUGUUGACAUAUUUUAUUAUAUGGUAAUUUCUUUUUGAAUGACAAAACUGUAACUUAUCUAGAGCUAAAUUGUUUUAAUUAUUUUUUAUCAAAUAACUAUAAUAUUUUAAUGUGUUAAUAAUAAAUGGAAAACGCCAAGGGACCUACAUCAACACACACAAAAUCUUCGGAGAACCAGAACGAUAACAAGGAAAACAAAUUGCAUUCAUUGAAAGAAGUUCCAAAAAGAGGGUUCAUCCAAAUUAAAGAAUCAUUUAGAACAUUGAAAAAUGUUAAUAGACAAYCAGUUAAAGUUAAAGCCGAUAAAGGUGGUGMUAUACGAUUUAUGGGUGAUGGAGUUAGUUUCAAAGCCAAACUUAUUGGUAUAUUGGAAGUCAGUGAGGCUCGAGGGGAUAGAAUGUGCCAAGAAGCGUUGUUUGACUUGAAGAUGGCGAUAAGGGCCGCUGGAGAGCACAAGCAGCGCAUUACCAUAAAUGUAGCAAUUGAUGGACUUAAAUUGAGGGAUGAAAAGACUGGGGAUUGUUUAUUUCACCAUCCUAUACAUAAGAUAUCAUUCAUAGCACAAGAUAUGGUAGACUCUAGAGCAUUUGGAUAUAUAUUUGGUUCCCCUGACACUGGCCAUAGAUUUUUUGGUAUAAAAACAGAUAAAGCUGCAAGCCAGGUUGUUAUUACUAUGAGAGAUCUUUUUCAAACAGUUUUUGAGUUAAAAAAACAAGAAAUAGAAAUGACUAGGCAGCAACAAAUUAUGAAAGGCAGUGGACUUUAUCUUGAAGCACUUGCUAGUACAGCAUCAAAAGUUGAUCACGCUAGUUGUAAUGAUGAUGGUUCUAAAAGAUUCAAUCGUGAUUUGUCAAGUAUAGACAAAUCUGAGUUUAAAAAUACAACUCCAAAUGCUAAUGACUUAUUGAACUUGGAACUUGAACUAAAUAAUUUACAACAAGGGUUGUCUCAAAUGGAAAGUAUUACCCCACCGUCAGCUGACCCUUUUGGAGAUUCCUUUAUUGUUACUCCGUCUACUACGUUAACAAAAUUACCACCACCGCCAAGUUCUGGAGAGCGAAGAUUGCGUAAUAGUUCAGCGAUUUCAAGUUCAGGACAACCUGAAAAACAUUGGUUUGACAAAGAAACUGAAAGUAUUUUCAAUAUGACAAAUCCUAGCGAAGUUCGUCAAUCUAUCCAAACAUCUGAAUUUAAGGUUAUUGAAUCAGCUAACCGCACGAGUCCAACAAUUAAGUGUGAUGCAUUUGAUGUUUUUACUGAACUAGAUCCUUUAGGGACUGGUCGUAGUAAACCUUAUGUAGACAAGAAAGACUUCUUUCAAGAGCUCAAAAAUCCUCCAAAGAAAAUAUUAAAUCAACUAGCUGCAUAUGAAAAUGAAAAAUUUUCAGAGCAACAACCUCAAAGUUUGCCUUCUAAAACUGUGAGUGAUUCAUUUUCUUCUGAUCUGUCUUUUAAAGAUACUAGUGGAGUUAUUGAAGAUCCUUUCAAAACUGAUAAUCUUGAAAAAUCUCAUUCAAAUUCUGUCGAAAUGGAGUUUGCUGAUUUUUCUUCUUUUGAAUCUCUGAAACCAGUCUCACCACAAUUGCAACACAAAUCUCCUUUAUUAAAAAGUGAUAGUUCAUCAUCACAAAAUUCUGUUCAAGGAUUAUUGAAGGUAUCUCUUCCGCCAGAAACACAAAAACCAUAUAAUAUAUCUACAUCACCUAAGUAUAACUUAAUGUCCAAAAAUAGAGCAAAAAUAAAAAUGAGAAAAUCUCCAAGUCCAGAUUAUUAUAGAAAUGACAACCCAACUUCACCUGAUGAUGAUUAUGCUAUUAUGAAAUUGAUGACAUUGCCACAACGGAUAGACAUUGCUCCUGAACCUCCACCAAGACCUUCAUCUUCAUUAGACCCUCCACCUUUGCCGCCUAAAAAACAGCAAAUACCUUCUAAAACUGUGAAACCAAUACGUACUCGCAAUAGUCAUUAUGACUAUAUAGAAAAUUAUGUUAGUUCCUACAAUUUACCAUCUACACAACUAGAAAAUGAAGCCCCACCAUUACCAUUACCAUCUAGAAAACCAAAAAGUGACAGUAAAAAAAAGAAAGAAGAAGUUGAUUCAGAAUAUUAUUUAGUACCUGUUUCAGUAAGAAAAACUAGUAAUGAAUCAAAAUCAAAUGUGUCUACUUCACUUGAUAUAACAUUAAGUCAAUUAACAAAAACAGGGUUUAGUGAUUUAGCAGAUACCUUGAGAAUAUCACCCACUUCUUUAUCCAAAAUGACUUUAAAAGAAUUGACUUUCCGUUUGUCCCAGUUAACUAUCAACAGUAGUGAAGAAACACAAAGUAUUCCUAAAAAGACUGAAGAAGAUAAGAAAGAACCGGAAAAAUCUUUGUAUGAUAAAUAUGCAGUAUUUAGAGAAUUAUUAAACGAAGAAAAAACUAGUGAGACUGUAGUUAAAGAAAAUGAUAAAUAUGCUGCACUCAGAGAUAUUCCAAUAAAAGCACCUGUGAACGAAGAAGAAUCAUUAGAAAACUUUCCAAUAGAAGAAAUUGUUGAAUCAAAUCAAAACACCAAUAUCUUAGAACAAAGUGAGGUUGAAUUAAAUAAUGACCAAGUAUUUGAAACUGAAGAGGAAAAAAAUAUUGAAGUUGUUGAAACUAAGAAAAAUGUAGAAGUUGAGGAAUAUGAUGAGGAUGAUGAUAUAAGAGUAGAUGACGAUGACGAAGAAGAAGAAGAUGAUGAAUACGAGGAAGAAAACUGUGCCAUUAAAAAAGAGAAUAUAAAAGAAGCAGUUGAAUGUGAAGUUUUAAAAAAAGAUGUUAGUACAUCAAUAAUAAAUCCUGAAGUGAUUGAAAAUAACACAUGUCAAAAACUGUUUGAUAAUGCUCAAUGUUGGGCGACUUUUGAUGUUGAACCAGAAGUAACCAAAAACCCAAAUUCUCCUUGGGCUGCAGAUGAUCGAGAACCACCAACCACUAAACCUAAAGUUAAUUUGAAAAAAGUACCUUCAAAUCGUAGUAAAUGUUCAUCAAGUUGGGAUGAUUGUGAAGAAUCUGAAGACAAUUGGGAUACUGCAAAAAGAAGUUUAGAAAGUUCAAUUGAAGACUUUCCUCGAACUGUUAAUGGUUGGAGUGAUGGAGAAUCUAUGUAUGAAGAUGAACCUUAUUAUGAGAGAAAGCCUAAUCGUAGGAGUAAUCGUAAAAUAUCACCUCGGCGUCGUGAACCAUCUCCAUGGGAUGAAGGUACCAGAUAUAAUGAUGAAUGGGAGUCACCAUAUAUGAUUCCACACUGGAGAGUUCCACACAAGGAUGAUGAACGGAGAAGGCCAUCAAAAGAUGAUAAAAGGCGUGUUUACGCUCGGCCCGAUAUUGAUAGAAGAGUUCAAAAAUUACCAUCUACGCCAAACUGGGAAGAUGAAAAAUAUCAAAGGUUGAUAUAUGAAAGGCGAAGAAGAUUUCUUGAAGAACAAUACAGUUGGGAUAGGUAUGGGCCUCCAAUUCCAAAAAGUUUCAAAAACUAUUCUAGGCCUCCUAUUGAUAAUAGCGAUGAUGAGGAUGUAAAAAUGCGUUAUAGAUUACCAAAAAAAAAUCGAUAUGUUUCUUCAACGACACCCAGAAAACCAAGGAGGUCAUACCACCGUCGAAGUGAUGGUAGUGAUGAAGACCACAACAUUCCACCUAGAAAGCCAUAUAGUCAAGAAGAAUUGGAUUUAAGUGAAUCUGAAUUAGAACAAAAUUGGUCCAGAAGAUCAAAAAAUAAAUGGUCUUUGAAACGUAAUCAGACAUCUCCUUUUGAUGAUAACUUUACACCUGAUAGCCCGGAUUCUUCUUUAUUUACCAAAACGAUGAGUACUUGUUCUGAUUUAGGAUAUCUUACUAAGCCAUCUCCGUCCACUAGUUCUAAAACAAAUAGAAAUAUAAGAAAACCUAAACGUUCAGAUAGUGGUCAUAGGUCUAUUGAUUCAAACCCCAAAACUGAAGGAACAAAGCGUUCUCCCUUUGAAGAUGAUUUUACUCCAGAUAAUGCUGCCAAAGGUAGUAUGUCAAGUGAAUUCAGUUUUAAAGAUGAUGAUGUUUUUGUGGCAAAAGAUAUAAAAAUCUCUCAAGAAGAAAUAUGCAAUUCACCUAAAGAGAUGAAAAAAUCCGAGUCCAUAAAUAUAUUUUCUAGAAACACAGACCCUUUUGAGGAUGAUGAUUUUUUUAAUCAAGAAGUGUGUAGCAAACCAAAUCUAGCAUCUCUGGAAGAGGCUAUUUCUGAUCAUGAAGGCGAUGAAUGGAAAAAACGACCCGAUCGAACAAAAAACGAAUGAGACUAUCAUCAUGUGGUCCGGCCUAAAAUAAAGGGGGCCACAAGUAAAUUCAGAAAAGUUUUCAAAAAAGUUAAUAAAUUUAUGAACAAAUUGUUUUAACUUUUUUUAACCCGAUACUGACCAACAAACUACUUUUUAUUUUAAUUAUUACCUACUGUAAUAGAAUUAAUUUACAUGUACUAUGUACGUAAACAAGUUUUAAGUUUUUACAUUUGAAUAGUUUUUUUUUUCUAUACACAUAGAACCAGUUUUAAUAGUUGCCAUCAGAAUAUUAUAUCUAUUUAUUCACAGAAACUGCUUUGUUUGUUUCACCGUCAUUGUUGGAAUUGUAAUCUCAAUAAGUUUUUAUACAGCAAUAAUUGUUUUCAGAUGUGUGUGCAAUACUAAUAUUACUAAUAAUAUUAACAACUAUUAUUUUUAUCAUAAUUAUUAUCGUACAUUAAUGGCAAUAUACUCUUGACAUAGAUUAAUAUUGUACAUACAUUUUGAUAGGUUUUUAAUUGUUCUUCUGUAUUAUUUAGUUUUUGAGUUAUCCUUUAAAUGUUUCUGUUGAAUUUUCUGUGUAUAAUUUUGUUAUAAGUAUCUUUGUUAUACGUUAAAAGUAUCUUUGUUAUACGUUAAAAGUUAAUUAAUAUUUCCUGUUAGCUAUUACCCUCCGUUCAUCGAAAAAAUUUUGUACUUAAUCUAUGUUCUUAGUAUGAUAAUAUGUAUCGAUGUUCCUUUAAAAUAGUAUUGUGUUUUGUGAAUUUUUUUAAUCGCCAUUUAUAAUUUUAGAAAAAUGUUCUCCAAGAUUGUUUUAAAAAAAUCUGUUAAACUAAUUGUGUAAAUGAAAAAUGUGAAUAAUAAUAUUAUACGUGGCUAAUGUUUAACCUACGCAGAUUAAUCCAACAAAUGCAUUGAUUAUUAUUGUAGUGCCAUAUAUAAUUUUUGAUAAUGACAGGAAAAUGAUUGAAUUUUUUUUUUCAUUUUAAAAUAAAUGGUUCUUGAAUUCUUUUAUGUAUUAUACUCCUCAAAUUAUUGAAAAUGUAUUGUACAACUAAUGUUAAAUUGGGAAUGCCAUAUGUUAUAUUAUGCUAUAUUUCAAAAUUUCAACUUUUCUAACAAUCUACUUAAUACAAAUGAUAUUUGUGUAAGAUUUACAUAGUUUUUUUUUUUAUUUAAUUGUUAAUCAGUUAUACAUUACCUAUUUAAUGUUUUAGUUUGUAAAAUUAGUUGAUUACAUCACAUUAUUAUGUUGAAAAAAUGUGUAUAAAUGUUUAGUUACAUUAUGUUUUUGUCCAAAAAUAAUUUUUUAUGUAAAAUUAUUGAUGUUCACUCGAAAAUAAAUGUUUAUAGGCAUAGGGUGUGCCAUUUUA
Molecule: messenger RNA, 5677 nt
Organism: Diuraphis noxia (Russian wheat aphid)
Lineage: Eukaryota; Metazoa; Arthropoda; Insecta; Hemiptera; Aphididae
Gene: Dab
Product: DAB adaptor protein
Cellular component (GO): cytoplasm
Source: RefSeq, a predicted model, not a curated record